AUGAAGAAUGAUCCAAUUUUGGGCCAGGGACUGCAUUACGAGUUUCGGAAUCUUGUGUCCCUCGAAUCAGAAGCAUUCACUCCCUCGGCCCCACCGGAGCUUCUUGAGGGUGCUUGUACGACUUCGGUUGUGCCACUAUCUCUCCCCAUUAUCCAUUCUCUUCGAGCUGUGCGAGAAGCUAUCAGCAUAGCGACGAGGAUCCACUUUGCCGCUUUAGUAUGUGUUCAACUUCUUCUCGAUCGUCUAUCUGUUGCAGAGCCUCGUCGCGUGGUCGGUCCUCCCAGCAAAGCGUACGAAUGGGUUAGGAGAAAGUUACCCGAACCCCAAAAUGAACCUAUCCGAUUCAAGUACCAUCCUCCAUCCUGGGCUGAGAUUUAUCGCGCAAAUCGAAUUCUCUGGAUCCUAGCGACAUUCAAUUGCGUUCAUCACGCGGCGAAUAUACGGUGGUCCUGGUCAUCAGAGGAAAUCAACUCAUUCACCAAGCAAUAUGUCCAAGAAUGCUGGCUAAAAUGGCGCCUCGAGGAAUUGAAAACCAUUGCAGAGUGUCUGGCCGUGAUGUAUCCUAGCGAUACAGUGAUUCUGGACCAUUGUUUCCCCUUUCUUGUGACAAUUCCUUCACCAGAAAAGUCGAUCGCCCCAGCGCAAUUGUUUGUGCCUCCUCCUCCAAAUGGCACCGACCAGGACAAGGACUGGGAAAGGAUCCGUGCCAUGGCUGGACGAAAGAAUCACAUUAUAGGAAAAUAUCGCUUUAUGUGUGGUUUCUUCCGAGAUGUGAGACACACUCUCUUUUAUGUGAAAUUCCAAGCCUUCCGACGUGUUGGAGCCCCUAUCUGGGAUAAUUGA
Molecule: messenger RNA, 843 nt
Organism: Penicillium cataractarum
Lineage: Eukaryota; Fungi; Ascomycota; Eurotiomycetes; Eurotiales; Aspergillaceae
Exons: 1
Coding region: 1-843 (280 amino acids)
Source: RefSeq, a predicted model, not a curated record